This is a messenger RNA of Fusarium sp. VM40, 666 nucleotides long. Lineage: Eukaryota; Fungi; Ascomycota; Sordariomycetes; Hypocreales; Nectriaceae. The record is from the annotation of a GenBank genome assembly.
AUGGCUACUUCCAAAAACCCAGAGCGUAUUGCUGAACUUCAUCAAAGCGAGAUACCAGUACCGUGGUGUGAUGAGUUUGAAAAGAUGAUCAGCGGCAUGAUCUUCACCACGAAUAACUCCCAAGAGCUUAUGGAUUAUAAAUUGAUAGCGAUGAAACGACUACGCUCCUUCAAUGACGAUAGCAUUCCCGAUGGCAGUACGCUUGCAUCGUUGAAAGCAAGACGAAUGGCAGUAGCAAAAGAAAUGCUUGGUCAAAUGGGUCAAGGUGUCACUAUCGAACUUCCAUUCUUUCAUACCUGGGGCUGUAACAUAUUCAUUGGAAACAGAGUGUACAUCAAUCGAGAGGUAUCCAUAUACGACAAUGCUCUCGUGACUAUCGCAGAUGGUGUACUGAUCGGACCUGGCGUGUGUAUCUGCACAGCAACCCAUCCUGCAGAUAUGUACAGCAGAAGGGAGGCUUGCGGCACAUCGUUUGCCUUGCCUAUCCGUCUUGAAGCAGAGUGCUGGAUAGGUGCUCGAGCAACGAUCCUUCCGGGGGUAACAAUCGGGAAAGGCGCAAUGGUAGCGGCUGGAGCUGUCGUUGGUAAAGAUGUUGCGCCAGAAACUCUUGUUGGAGGCGUCCCUGCACGGUUUAUCCGGAGUUUGAAGGAUGCUGAAGUUGAAUGA